AUGGGAUACGCAAGUUUAUCAGCAUGGAGACUGCAUGCGGAUACAGUGGCUCUCCUCACCUUCCUAGGAAUACAUACAGAUCCACUGCAAGAUUCAUCGCAGCCCAACUUUUGUCAAGAGAAUCGGAAGCAACUCGCAGCAUUUAUCUUCAUGAUGGAUCAAACCUUUGUCAUGUUCACGGGGCGGCCCCCUCUUAUAAACUACAGGUUCAUGUUUAUGCCGCUGCCUUUAGACAUUGAUGACGGCGAUUUCUUUGCUGACGAGGCCGUGGUCACUCGUUCGUUCAAUGGCUUGGAUGCAAAUGGCUGGAAUACACAUGGCGGCAUCUACUCUGUGAGUUUUAUUCGUGCGCGUACGAUUUGUGCCUUCAUUCGGGCAGAACUUGUGGAAGUUGCACUCAACAAAGCCGCCAACAUUUCAACGAGUACACUACUGGAUAUCAAGUCUCGUCAGAUUAGUGCAAUGAGACAAAUCCCCUCAUCACUAAUAUAUAAACCUCGCGAGAUUCUGGACCCCAAAAUUCCCUCCUACCAUAUCUUGGCUCAGCUCCUUGUCCAAUUAGAUCACCUUCAGAACAUCUUUAUUCUCGAGAGGCUCCUACUUCGUCAGAACAUGUUAGAUGAGGGCGACUUGCUUGUUACUAGCUUCGAGAUGGUAUCUCUUACACUCACCUUUUGGUCUCAUAAAGACCGCCUGCUCGAAGCGCGCAACGAUUUUGAGUGGCUGUUAAUCGCUUACGCUGCUCCCGGAGGUGGAAUCAUGUGCAUGGAGCUUCUUGAGCCUACAUUUACAGGAACCCACCCCAAGAAUGACAAGAUCACUCGAGCAAGCAUUAUACAACAGCUGAGCAUGUUAGUGGCCUUCCUCAACUGGGUGCAUCCUCCAGCUCCCAAUGCAGACCUUUGUGCCAAUUGCAAGGCAGUGAUACAGCACGUCCUCGAUCAUACAUUGAACACGACGAUUGAGAGUACCUGGCCGCCGCCAUCGUUGGAUUCUUUGCCUCUAGACUUCAAUUUUGAAUUGCUUGACACGUUCAGCUGGGCACGUGGGUAG
This is a messenger RNA of Trichoderma breve, 1053 nucleotides long. Its product is annotated as fungal specific transcription factor domain-containing protein. The record is from RefSeq and is a predicted model, not a curated record. Gene Ontology annotation, molecular function: DNA binding; zinc ion binding. Gene Ontology annotation, biological process: DNA-templated transcription. NCBI's taxonomy places the organism in Eukaryota, Fungi, Ascomycota, Sordariomycetes, Hypocreales, Hypocreaceae. Bases 1 to 1053 code for a protein of 350 amino acids. The transcript has 4 exons.